This is a messenger RNA of Cinara cedri, 4601 nucleotides long. The record is from the annotation of a GenBank genome assembly. Lineage: Eukaryota; Metazoa; Arthropoda; Insecta; Hemiptera; Aphididae.
AUGGGAAAAACAAGAAAAGAAAAUCCAGGUAACUUUUAUAAGUUAAGAUACAGAUUUAUAUUGUACUAAAUACAUUAUAAAAUUUGCCAUUCAGAUAAUAUAAUAACAAACAUGCAAGUAGUUAAAUCUAAAUACUUUUAUCUGUAAAUAAGCAUAUAGUGUAUCAUAUUUAAGACAAAUUAUGCUUACUCUAUAAAACAGUAAUAUUCCUUAUUUAUUCUUAUGAUAAGUGAUAUAUUUGUUUCAAAAAAUAUAUUGUGUUUAUAUUGAAGUAAUUUGUAUUAAACAAAAUGUUGAAUUUUAUAAAAAGCAACAAACAGGGAUUAUUUUAGUGUACUAUAUAAUAUCAUUACAUUCAUAAUAAUAUAAUAAUAGAUAUGGCUAAUCUAUUAUUUUAUUUUGUCUUUUGGCUUUCCGUUUACUAUACAAUAAAAUAUUUUUAAAAUUUCUGUAUCCUAUUAUAUAAACUUUUUAAACAGGAUUGUAAAAUAUAUUGGUUAACCAGCUACCAUCUUCAUAUAUCUAAUUGUUUAUAAUUAUUUUAAUUAUUUAACAAAGUUUACUAAGGUUUAAAAUACUAAAUUAGGUCUAUGCAUACAUAAGUAGUAUAUGAUUUCUAAUAGAUAUUUAAAACUAAGGAUAUACGUAAUUGGCUUUAAAUACCUAAAUUAAAUAUACAUGAUAAAUUAUUGUAUUUCUUAAUGUCAAAAAAUAUUUGAUCUUAUAUUUCAAAAAUAAACUUAGCUUAUUGUUUCUGAUUGUAUAAAUUAAUUGUUCUGUGUAGUUUUAAAAAUGUUUAAAAUGUAUGGAUAAUUCAUUCUGUAUUAUUGAAUUUAGACAAAUUAAUUUUUACAUUUUAAAAUAUUUGCAGAGAAAAGAGGCAGAAAGAGGAAGAAGGAUGAUUUUGAUGAAAAUUCUAUGGGUUUGGAUGAUCCAGUUUUAUUAGCUGUAAAUGAAGAAGGUAUGUUGUCUAUAUUUGUAUUUAUAAACUAAUUAUUAUUGUAAUCAAUUGAAGUUGUUACAUUGUGGCUAUUAUAAAUUAAAUAUUGCAUUUCAUUCAUUAAUAAAAUACAUUAUAAUAUUUUUUUAUAGAGGGUUUACCUAGUGCAGCAAAAAAAACUGCAGAAACUGCUGAUGCUCAAAAUUGUGUAGAAGAUGAUUUUGGAGCUAAAGAUUAUAGAUCUCAAAUGAACCUCAAAGCAGAUCAUGCUUCACGACCAUUGUGGGUUGCUCCUGAUGGACAUAUAUUUCUAGAAUCAUAUUCACCUGUAUACCGUCAUGCUCAUGAUUUUAUGAUUGCGAUUGCUGAACCAGUUUGCAGGCCAAUUCAUUUACAUGAAGUAAAUAGAUUUAAUAAUAUUAUUUUUUUUUUACACCAUAUCUACUUAAUUCAAUGUUAUAUUUAUUUAAUUUAAUAAAUACUUUUAUUAAAACUAAUAUUUUUACCUGCCAACCUAAUCUAUUCAAUGUUAUAUUUGUUUAAUUUCAGUACAAACUUACUGCCUAUUCAUUGUAUGCAGCUGUAAGUGUUGGAUUGGAGACUAACGAUAUUAUUGAAUUCUUAAAACGUUUAAGUAAAACUAGUAUACCUGAUGGAAUAAUAGAGUUUAUAAAUAUUUGCACACUAUCAUAUGGCAAAGUUAAACUAGUGUUAAAACAUAAUCGAUACUUCAUUGAGUCACAACAUCCAGAUAUGUUACAGAAACUUCUUAAAGAUCCAAUUAUAGGUUCAUGUCGCCUCAAAAGACUGGAAGAUACAGAUGCCCUAAUAACUGAACAAAAAAAAAUUGAAACAUCACAUGUAAGAUUUUAGUAUUUGAAUGUUAUGAAGAGUUUAAUAAAUGUACAAUUUAAAAAAAAAAAAAAACUAUCUAUAAAAACACUAUUGAACUAUUAAUUUUCAAAUAUUUAAACACAAAACUAAUAUUGCAAAUCUUAUUAUAAAAUUAAUGAAUUUUUCACAUCAUUGUUUAUAUAAGUUUAUACAACUUUAAAAUUGUAUUUCCUACUGUAGUUAUCACAUUUAUUAUUCGGAUAUUGAUUUCCAGUUUCCUGGUGAAUCUUCAGAAAAAAAAGAAGAAUCUGUUAAUGAUGUAGUUCCUAAAGAUAUAACAGACUUAUAUGAAAAAAUUGAUAAGGUAGAAGAAGAAGAAGAUGAAAAAACACAAAAUCUCGUAUCAUUUGAAGUUCAACAAGAGAAAAUCGAAAUCAUUCAAAAACGCUGUAUAGAAAUUGAUACACCUUUAUUGGUUGAAUACGAUUUUAAAAAUGAUAAAAUCAAUAAAGAUAUUAAGUAUGAUAAAAUACAUUUAGUAUUGGUCAAAUUGAAGGUAUUUUCAUUUUUUUUUUUACAGCAUUGAUUUAAAACCUCAUGCAACAUUAAGACCUUAUCAAGAAAAAAGCUUAAGAAAGAUGUUUGGAAAUAGUCGGGCAAGAUCAGGAAUAAUUGUAUUACCAUGUGGUAAAUAAUUUGUAAUUAUCUGCAUAAUUAUUAAGUAUUUUAUGCUUGUGAUGUACAGCUAAAUGUAUUAAAUCUUAAAUUUUGAACAUAUGGUAAAAUUCAGUUUAUGUAUUGGUGGUGUUCACUCUUGAACUUAAUAACUUUUCCAUUAUUUUUAAUUGAUUUGUGCUUGCAUAACAAAAAAAAUAAAAUUAAAGAAAAAAAAAAUGUUUAGUAACCAGACAUAAUUAUUGACUAUUGUUGAUUGAUAUUUUAUUUUAUUUUCCCAAACUAUGUUCUCAUUCAAAUUAUAUAAUAAUUCAGAAAAAAUAAAUAAAACCUUAUAAACAAAUUAUUAAACAUACAAACUAUAUACCACUACAUUCCACUUUAAAAUAAAUUCUGCAGUGCAAUAAUUAUUAUCUAGCUAUGUAUUAAUUAUAUUUGUUUUAUUUGAUUAGAUAGUUAAAACUAAUAGUCUAGUAUUUAUUAGUUAAAUUGUAAUUUUAGGUGCUGGAAAAAGUUUAGUAGGAGUAACAGCUUGUUGUACGGUCCGAAAACGUGCAUUAGUCCUUUGCAAUUCAGCAGUAUCAGUAGAACAAUGGAAAUAUCAAUUUAAAAUGUGGUCAACAGGUAUUUAUUCAAAUAUUAAAACGUUUAUUUAUUUUCUAUAUUUCAUGAUUUGUUAUAGCCGAUGAUAGUUUGGUAUGUAGAUUUACAUCUGACGUUAAAGAUAAAUUAAUGGGCUGUGGUGUGUUCAUUACAACCUAUUCAAUGAUAACACAUACACAAAAGAGAUCUUGGGAAGCUGAACAAACAAUGAAGUGGAUUCAAGAACAAGAAUGGGGUAUUAUGGUUCUGGAUGGUAAGAAGUAAUAUUUAAUAAAUACUUUUACAAUAUUAUGUACUUUUAUUUUAAUAAUUUAGAAGUGCAUACUAUACCAGCUAAAAUGUUCAGACGUGUAUUAACAUUAGUUCAAUCGCAUUGCAAAUUGGGUCUAACGGCCACGCUAUUACGUGAAGACGAUAAAAUUGCAGAUUUAAACUUUUUAAUUGGACCUAAACUAUUUGAAGCUAACUGGUUAGAACUACAACAACGAGGUUACAUAGCUAAAGUACAAUGUUCAGAAGUAUGGUGUCCUAUGGCGCCAGAAUUUUAUCGUGAAUAUUUGGCUACUAGAACCUGUAAAAAAAUGGUAAUUUAAAAAGGUUAUAACAAAAAAAAAUAUACAAUGAUUAUAUAUUUUUAUAGCUUUUUUAUGUGAUGAAUCCAAAUAAAUUUCGUGCUUGUCAAUUUCUAAUACGUUAUCACGAAGAAAGAGGAGACAAAACUAUUGUAUUUUCUGAUAAUGUUUUUGCCCUUAAAGAAUAUGCUUUAAAAUUGAGUAAACCUUUUAUUUAUGGACCAACAUCUCAGGUAAUCAAUAAUAUAAAUAUUUAAAUAAAUAAGAAAUUAAGAAAGAUGAUAUACUUUUUUUAUAUUUUUGUCUUCUAAAUGAAAUUGUAAUAUUUUAUAUUUAGUCUGAAAGGAUCCAAAUUUUGCAAAAUUUUAAAUUGAAUCCAAAAGUCAAUACCAUAUUUGUCAGUAAAGUUGCAGACACAUCCUUUGAUUUACCAGAUGCUAACGUUUUAAUUCAAAUCUCUUCUCAUGGUGGGAGUCGACGUCAAGAAGCUCAACGCUUAGGCCGUAUUUUACGAGCUAAAAAGACUGCAAUCGCUGAAGAAUAUAAUGCAUUCUUCUACACCUUAGUCUCACAAGACACAAUGGAAAUGAGUUUUUCAAGAAAACGUCAGAGAUUCCUUAUUGACCAAGGAUAUAGUUACAAAGUAGUUACCAAACUUGCUGGAAUGGAUGAGGUUGUACAAUCAAAAUUUAAAAACAUCUUAAUACCUUACAUUUUUAUGUUUUUAUUUUUUAUCACAGGAUUCGACGUUAUUUUAUUCCAGUAGAGAAGAUCAAGGUUUAUUAUUAAGUAGAAUCUUAGCAGCUAAUGAUACAGAUGCAGAUGAAGAACGAAUGCCAUAUGAGGGGACAUCCAAGUCUUACAAAAAAAUUUCUGGUAAAAUGAGUUCUAUGUCAGGUGCUGAUGAUGCAGUUUAUGCAGAGUUUAGAAGAAAUUCUGGUGUUAAACAUCCAUUGUUUAAAAAGUUCAGACAUUAA